AUGUCACAGAAAUGCCACGGAGCAGCACGUCAGAAAUCAGCCAUCAAAUAUUGUACGGUAGACAUCCCAGAGAUGCCCCCGUGCAGUUUCAAACCAGAGGAAUACAAGGGUAUGUCCAAAGAGCAGAUGAUGGAGAUCUGCAAGCAGAACUGCAACCCCAUGACCACGAAGAUAACUUACUAUAAGAAGCCCGUGUUCAUCCACCAGGGCUACAUGCAGUGGCUGUGGGAUGUGGAUGGGAAGCGAUAUUUGGAUUUAUUUGCCGGUGUGGCUACCGUCAGUGUGGGCCACUGCCACCCAAAAGUCACAGCUGCGAUACAGAAGCAGCUGAAGAAACGAUGGCAUACUACUAACAUCUACAUCCAUCCUGAACUGCAUGAGUAUUGUGACAAACUGGCCUCCUACUUACCUGAUCCUCUUAAGGUGAUUUAUCUGACCAACAGCGGCUCGGAAGCCAAUGAGCUUGCGAUGCUGAUGGCUCGCCUCCACACUGGCAACUUUGAUAUAAUCACCUUCAGGUAAACGUUUUAUGAUGUUAUCUUUGUUCUGUGUUAACCAUUAACUGUCAGACUGACCCAGCUGACUUGGUUUCUGCCCAAUAAACAGACCAUGUGCCCUGAUGUGUUUAGAGGUCCUUGGGGAGGAAGCUACUGCAGGGACUCCCCUGUGCAGUCCAUCAGACAGUGUAGCUGUGCUCAAGGUGCUUGCAUAGCAAAUAAACAUUACAUUGAACAGUUAGAAGAGACAUUUGCUACCAGCGUUCCAAGUCAAAUUGCAGCUUUCUUUGGAGAGCCUAUUCAGGGCAUGGGAGGAGCUGUACAGUACCCGAAAAACUAUCUCAAGGAAGCUUACAAACUUGUAAGACAGAGAGGAGGAAUCUGCAUUGUUGAUGAGGUCUAGACUGGAUUAGGCCGAACGGGAAGCCACUUUUGGGGUUUCCAAGGUCAUGAUGUCAUUCCUGACAUGGUUACAAUGGCAAAGGGUAUUGGCAAUGGAUUCCCAGUGGGAGCUGUUGUUACCACACCAGAAAUUGCUGCUUCCUUUGUGAAAGCCUCCCACUUCAACACAUUCGGAGGAAAUCCCUUGGCGUGUGCCAUUGCUUCAUCAGUUCUCGAUACUAUCAGAGAGGAUAGCACACAGCACAACAGUCUUCAUGUGGGCACCUAUCUGAUGACGCAAAUGGCUGAACUCAGAGACAAAUAUGAGAUUAUCGGUGAUGUCUGUGGAAAAGGCCUCCAGAUCGGCGUGGAAAUGGUUAAAGACAAGGGCAGCAGAGAGCCGCUGCCUCCUGAAGCAAUGAGUGAGAUCCUUGAGGACAUCAAGGACAUGGGAGUCCUGAUAGGCAAAGGAGGAGUGUACGGACAGACCUUCCGCAUACAACCCCCCAUGUGCAUCACGAGGGAGGAUGUAGAUUUCUUCCUGGCGGUGUUUAAUAAAGCAAUCUCGGGCUACACGGACAGAAAAUGAGCAGGUCAAUGCUGAGGAGUGAACUGGAAUGGAAAACCAUUCAGCAAGGGACUUCUCCUUUAAAAAAAAAACAAUUAAAAAUGUAUUGUCUGAAUGUUUCAAAUUAUAUAAAAAUGGCUCCACUGAAAUCAGUCUUUUAUAGUCACUGAUUUUUACUGUUUCUCUAACUUCGAUGUCAUUUUGCUCACUUCCGAUUGAAUGACUAAACAUUUUUGUGAUCAGCCUGUAAAAAUAUUUGAGAUGAACCGACCACAAAAUUACAGUUUCAUUUUGUUUUUGUCUUCCCGAUAAAACUGCAAACAUACGAUGAAAUGAAUGCAUGAUUUUUAUUCUUUUUUUUAGACACAUCCAACAAGCUGUUCGCUGUUACACACGAUUCCCAGAGGCAUUAAUGGAAGCAAGAAGCACUCCGAGAGUGCAAACCUCCACCAUGAGCAGUAUUUACUUAUAAGAGAAUAGUGUUGUAUUUCAUGUAUAUACUCAUUUCAUUAUCUAAAACAUACUGUAAGAAGUUUAUAUGGCAGUAAAAAUCAGAUACGGGCAACAUGACAGAUGUUUACAUUGAUUACAGAGACAUUAUGUAGGAGUAGGUCAUGGAUAAUAGGUAUUACCUCAUUCCUUUUUCUCUUUCUGAUGCUUUCUUUAAAGAUCUAACACCUUUUAGGGUCAGCUUAAACAAAAGGCAGAUGUGGGAUUGUGAAAUGUUAAAGUGAGGUCAGAGGUCAAAUGUGACAUGUUUGGUUGGAGCCUAUAAUGUGAUAUUUAUGAUCCCCAUGUGCCAGAAUCAUUUCUGAAAUGGUGCCGAUAGAAUCAGAAGCAGUUUCAUUUGUAGCAUAGUUUUAACGGUUAAAACAAAAAUAUUUUUAAACGUUUGACCCUGAAGAAGAGGUAAGAGGUCCAAUGUAACAUAUUUAGAAUCCCCAUAUAUCAUUGCCUGAUCACUGAUCAGGCCUAAGAUUCUGACCGCUGAGACGUGAAGUCGAUAACACCGAUUAUCUCCUCAUUGUGGCACCUGUUUGCAGAUGAGCUAUACCAGGGAGCAGAUGAACAUUUUGUCCUCAAAGAUGAAGCAGGAACAAUGGGCAAGUAUCAAGAUUUGAGCAGGUUUGACAGGGGCCAAAUUGUGAUGGCGACUGGGUCAGACCAUUUCUGCACUGAUCAGUAUUGAUCAAAAGUGGUCCAAGGUAGAAACAGUGAUGAACCAAUGACAGGGUCACAGGUGGCCCAGCUCACUGAUGCAUGCAGGGAACAAAGAUUCCACAGAUGG
Messenger RNA from Haplochromis burtoni (Burton's mouthbrooder), 2734 nucleotides. Its product is annotated as alanine--glyoxylate aminotransferase 2, mitochondrial-like. Gene Ontology annotation, biological process: glyoxylate catabolic process. NCBI's taxonomy places the organism in Eukaryota, Metazoa, Chordata, Actinopteri, Cichliformes, Cichlidae. Gene Ontology annotation, cellular component: mitochondrion. The record is from RefSeq and is a predicted model, not a curated record. Gene Ontology annotation, molecular function: L-alanine:glyoxylate transaminase activity; pyridoxal phosphate binding. The transcript is spliced from 13 exons.